This is a messenger RNA of Labeo rohita (rohu), 1169 nucleotides long. RefSeq names its product TAFA chemokine like family member 3b (gene tafa3b). Lineage: Eukaryota; Metazoa; Chordata; Actinopteri; Cypriniformes; Cyprinidae. The coding region runs from base 1 to 399 and encodes 132 amino acids. The transcript has 4 exons. The record is from RefSeq and is a predicted model, not a curated record. Gene Ontology annotation, molecular function: receptor ligand activity.
AUGCAGGAGCGGGCGGUACAGAGGGUGUGCGUGUGGCUCUUGCUGGUGUUUUUGACCCUUCUGUCUCUCUGGGGUCAUCUGUCGGAUGCCUCCUCUCACCGCAGUCACAUUGUGCACGUGAAGGCUGGCACAUGUGAGGUGAUUGCAGCCCAUCGCUGCUGUAACAGAAAUAAGAUUGAGGAGCGAUCGCAGACAGUUAAGUGUUCCUGCUUCCCAGGACAAGUCGCUGGAACAACAAGGGCUGCACCCUCCUGUGUGGAUGCAUCUAUAGUAGCUCAGAAGUGGUGGUGUCAGAUGCAGCCGUGUUUGGAUGGUGAGGAGUGUAAAGUCCUGCCCGACCUCACAGGCUGGAGCUGCAGCACAGGAAACAAGGUGAAGACCACCAAGGUGACCCGAUAGUUCUACGCUCCAAGGAACCGCCAGACCCAACUUACUGGGGACAAAAGUGCUGAAAGUGAAGACUAACUAAAGACAGCAUUAAGCUUCAGCUAACGAUCAGUAUUAGUCACACAAAGAUUAUUUGCAAUCAAAACGUCUGAGGAACUGAUCUCUGACUGAUCUCCAGAAAUAUAUCCACCAUAAACAUAAGGACCAUCCUGAAGUCAAUGUGUCCUCCUCAACGGACCCCCCUGGCCUUCUGGACGCUCAUUCCUUUGGGUGUGGAUCCAACCUCUGGAAUUUGUUGGCUGGGGGGUCUUGAUGUACGUAUGCAGUUGUUGUUUUUUUUUUUGUUUUUUUUUACAGAAGAUGUUUUGAUCAUCUACACCAGUGCAGCCCAAUGGAGUUUAAGCUUAUCAGCAACAUGCCCUUCUUCCUUGUCCUUCAGUUCUUCCGACAAAUCCAUAACCAUUCCUGCUCUACCUGAUCAGAAGGUCCGACCAUUUCUUGUGGAAUCCUUUAAACAGCAUUUAAACAUGUAAAAUCUGGACCUUUAACGGACUCAUCUUCUGUAUAUUGUUUGUUUCUAAAUUAAAGCUUUUCAACCCCACAGUCUGAAAUAACAGAUUAGAUGUACCAGUAUAUUCUAGAAAAUGUAAAAGUGUAAAAGAUGUUAUUCUCAAAACAAACAGAAUAAAGUUUAAAGGUUAUCACUUUUAUUAUCAAUGUUUUUAUCCAGCCUGGUAACUGCUAUUGAGUACAUGUGUCAGUAUUAUAUUCAAUAAUUAAAA